Molecule: messenger RNA, 1068 nt
Organism: Trypanosoma theileri
Lineage: Eukaryota; Euglenozoa; Kinetoplastea; Trypanosomatida; Trypanosomatidae
Product: putative adenosine kinase
Exons: 1
Coding region: 1-1068 (355 amino acids)
Biological process (GO): purine ribonucleoside salvage
Cellular component (GO): nucleus; cytosol
Molecular function (GO): adenosine kinase activity
Source: RefSeq, a predicted model, not a curated record
AUGGCCAAAACACGCACUGCAAUGCCACAAGGUCGUUCUGUUUCUGCAGUCUUUUUUGGGCAUCCUCUUUUGGAUAUGUCGGCGUUAGCUUCCGAGGAACUUUUGGCACACCAUGGGAUUCGUGAGGGUAGCGUGGAUCUAGCAACACCUGAGCAGCUGCCAAUAUUCACAAAAUUAUUAGACGCCAAAGACACCAUGUACCAUCCUGGAGGUGCUGCUAUGAACGCAGCCCGUACGAUGAAAUGGAUUUGCCCUGAAAUGGGUGUCUGUUGUGUAGGUGCAAUGGGUUGCGAUCAGUUCCAGAAGCUAUUUACAGAGGCUUUGGAUACAGCAGGAGUGCAACACUUGUUUGAGUAUCAUGAGGACGUUCCUUCUGGGACUUGUGCGGCACUUGUGGUCAAGAAGGAGCGAGCUAUGUUAGCAAACUUGGGUGCUGCCACUAGAGUUUCACUUGCGCAUAUGCAAAGUACGGAUGUGGCGGAUGCCAUUCAAAUGGCUUCUAUAUUCUACGCUGAAGGUUUUUUUCUUAACACUAUUUCUAGUCCUGAUAAUAUCUUAUUGGUUGCGGAGCAUGCGUUUAGAGAAGGAAAGUUGUUUUGUUUCAACUUGAGUGCCCCAUACAUCAGUUCCGCUUUUGGUGACCGAUUGAACUUGCUUCUUCCGUAUAUUGACAUUCUCUUCGGUUGUAAAGAUGACUUUGCUACCUUCGGUACAGUGAUGUGGGGCGCAGAGAUGGCGGGGGACAUACGAAAGACGCUCCUGCGGACCGUGCGACUGCUGAAGCGGAACGCCUCACGGCCGUGCCUCGUCGUGGCGACGUGCGGGGGUGACGCAACACUCGUCGCCGAUGACAACGGAGUCGUCGCGUAUGACGUGCCGCACGUAGAGGAGGCGCACAUCGUCGACCUCACGGGCGCGGGCGACGCCUUCGUCGGCGGGUUUCUCGCGCAGUACGCCCAAAAUCCCGCCAUUGACGCCUGCGUGGCGGCCGGUCAUGCGGCUGCUUCUGUCGUCAUUCGCCAGUGGGGCGUGCGGUUGAAUGGCGAACCCCCGGUACUGCGUACAUAA